AUGUAUAAGAACAGCAGCACUAUCAUUGACGGCAAAAUCACGUAUCACAUGUUUAGCGAAACAAACAACACCGAACACGCCCGGCUGAAAAGACCUGUUGUGCGUCACUACUCAGUGCCUAGCGUCCUUGCAAUGGAACCGCACAUGGAUAAGACUAUUGUUGAGCUAUGCGACCAUCUCGAGCGUCGUUUUGUUGACAAUGGCAAGUCCUGCGAGUUUGGGGACUGGCUGGCUUACUUCGCAUGGGAUCUCCUUGGCUUUGUUACGUUCAGUAGGAAAUUCGGCUACAUGGACGAGGGCCGAGACUUUGACGGCACCCUGGCUAUUGGAGACCAGGCAAUCGACUACCUCGGCAUCUGUGGACAGAUGCCAUGGAUGGACUUCGUGUUGGAUAAGAACCCUAUCUACCCUCUCGGGCCUCCCAAUCUCUCCAACGUAACCCGCAUCGGAUUUGAAAAUCUCACUGCGCGGCUGAAGGGCGAAGACAGGAACUUCAACCCAGAGAAGCCAGAUUUCCUACAGUACUUUGUCAAUUCUAAGGGAACGCAUCCCGAUAUCGUGGAUGAGGGCACCAUAAUCGGAUAUCUACUUCUCAACUUGAUCGCUGGGGCAGACACGACUGCCAUUACCCUGCGCGCACUCUUCUACUACUGCCUUAAGAACCCUCGCAUCUGGAAACGAUUGGAAUCCGACAUCGUCACCAAUAUUCCCAGUGAUAAGCCUGCAUCGUACUCGGCUGCUCGUGCGCUGCCCUACCUUGAAGCCGUUUGCCGAGAGACCUUACGAUAUCACCCAUCCAUCGCCAUGACAAUGGAGCGCAUCGUCCCUGCUGGCGGUCUCGCCCUUCCUGACGGAUCCGUAGUUCCGGGCGGCUCCCUCGUCGGAAUGAACCCCUACAUAGUGGGACGCAACAAAAGCAUCUACGGGGCAGAUGCCGAUGAAUACCGCCCGGAGCGAUGGCUGCAGCAAGAGGAUGAAGAUGACGAGGCGUACAAACUUCGCAUGCGGCAGUGGAACGCGGCCGAUAUCGUCUUUGGUGGCGGCUCGCGCAUUUGUCUUGGCCGAAAUCUGAGUUUGAUAGAAAUCUACAAGGUCGUGCCGUCUCUCAUUUCCAAGUUCGAGAUCCAGUUGGUGGACCCCAACGAGGAGUGGUGGACGAGUUCGCGGUGGUUCCACCGGACGAAGGGUGUAAUCUGUCACUUGAGGCGAAGAACCCAAAAAGCAUGA
Messenger RNA from Colletotrichum spaethianum, 1227 nucleotides. Its product is annotated as cytochrome P450 monooxygenase vrtE. The transcript has 3 exons. The record is from RefSeq and is a predicted model, not a curated record. NCBI's taxonomy places the organism in Eukaryota, Fungi, Ascomycota, Sordariomycetes, Glomerellales, Glomerellaceae. Gene Ontology annotation, molecular function: oxidoreductase activity, acting on paired donors, with incorporation or reduction of molecular oxygen; monooxygenase activity; iron ion binding. Bases 1 to 1227 code for a protein of 408 amino acids.